Messenger RNA from Diorhabda sublineata, 4003 nucleotides. Its product is annotated as MFS-type transporter SLC18B1-like. The record is from RefSeq and is a predicted model, not a curated record. Lineage: Eukaryota; Metazoa; Arthropoda; Insecta; Coleoptera; Chrysomelidae. Gene Ontology annotation, molecular function: transmembrane transporter activity. Gene Ontology annotation, biological process: transmembrane transport. The coding region runs from base 904 to 2370 and encodes 488 amino acids. The transcript has 10 exons.
UUCUUAAAAAAAAUCUUAAGUACUGAAACCGUUUUGGUAUUUAGUUUUACGAUGUAACUAUUCUAACUCAACAAGAAUUAUUUGCUCUAAAUUUUUAUCAUGGCCAUUUCAGAAAAUUUUUGAGAUAAGGGAUUCCAUGUUAAUGCAUAUGCAGAGCAUCUCACACCAACCAUGUUUGGGUUUAGAUUAUAUUUCAGCUUUUAUAAAAUAUUUUUGGUUUCACAUUUUGGAAACAUCAAAAAUUAUUAUUAUUAGUAUUAUUAGCUUCUUUUCCGAAAGUAAAUCACCAACAAUAUUCUUUUUAUACGUUUCUGGUUAUAUGGACCUGUUUUUUUAUCAUAAUUUUGAAAUGAUGCGUUAGUUUUUGAACACAUUGUAUAUAAUCAAGCAUAGCUUUUUAUUCAUAGAGAAUCAAAUUGUUUCAAAAUAUUUACAAACGCUAGAAAUAAUUAAUACCAGCGCAUAACUUUUCUUCGAUUAUUGGGUAGCCCACACUGUAUGUAGUGUUUUGAUUAGUCUUAUCGCUUGAACCGAUGAAAGAGAAACAGAGUUUAUAUAAAUAUUGGCUGCAUUUAAAAUGAUUCAAUUAGUAAGUUCCUAGUAUUCACACAAGACAGCACACAUAUUCCCACCAACGAACGCAAUGAAUAAAUUGUUAAAAAGAUGAGCUUUUAUAAGCUUGGAAUUAGUCGACAACUUCUUCCACGUUGAUAAUAUAUUAAGUUUAUUCUUACAUUCGAACCCGCAGAAACAACUUGAUUAAGAAGUCAGCGACAUCAGACCUGUAAAUAAAUCGUGGAUGUUUAAAAAUGACAAUAGUUGUGAUAACUACCUUUUCAAUCGUUACGUACAAACAGACUGUUCAGUUUUAAAUUCUUCUGUGUAUUUUCUCGGUUUAUUGUCAUGGAACCAGAUGUGAAUAAAAAUAUACCCAGUGUGUCCGAAGUGGUUGAUAAUAAUGAAAGAACUAGUUAUCCGGCAACUACAGUUAAAGCUGAAGAAGGAAACACUGUAAUAACUAAAAGUUUAACUAAGAAAUUCACAUGGAAACAAAAAUGUACACUGGUGAUGUUACUGGCGGCGGAUUUCAUGUGUUAUUGUUCAAUGUCGAUCAUGGCACCGUUUUAUCCACAAGAAGCUGCAAAUCGAGGAAUGACACAGUCAAUGGCAGGCUUUGUUUUUGGAUAUUUCGCUUUAGUUGUUUUUCUAUCAUCCCCGGUGUUCGGUAAAAUUUGUCCAAGAGUGGGUGUUAAAUUUUUAUUUAUUGUUGGACUAUUUACGUCAGGGAUAUGUACUGUGAUAUUUGGAACGUUACAUCACAUAGAAGAUUACAGUGGUUUCACAACAUUGUCGUUUGUUAUAAGAGGCAUUGCUGCCUUAGGGUCUAGUGCCUACUCAACUGCCGCUUAUGUGAUAGUAAUGAAUACUUUUCCCGAUAAUGCCGGUGCUAUCAGAGGAAUUUUAGAAACUUUUGUAGGAUUGGGAUUGUGUGCAGGUCCAGGAAUUGGCGGCGUACUUUUUGAUAUCGGAGGCUUUGGCCUACCAUUUUACGUAGUAGGAAUAGUUUCGGUUUUAAUAGCUCCAAUAAACUUGUGCAUACUGGAAAAACCGCAAAAAUUAAAGAUAGACGCCAAUUCUGGUUCUCUAACUAGUCUGUUGAAAUUAACACCAAUAAUGAUGACAUGUUUCAUCAUGAUUGUGGUAUCAAUGACCUGGGGAUUUUUAGAUCCAACUUUGGAACCUCAUUUGAGUAAGAAAUUUUCUCUGUCCAAUACAAUGAUAGGAUUGUUAUUCCUAAUGAUGUCUGGAACAUAUGCGAUCUCCUGUCCGUUUUGGGGAUGGUUGACAGACAAACUAGAUGUUUAUUGGUGGUUGAUGACCGUAGGGUUGUUUGGAAACUCUGUGAUAUUAUUAUUUUUAGGACCAUGUUUAGGUUUUCUGCCAGAACCUUUAUGGCUGAACAUGGUGAGUCUCUCACUCUUAGGAAUAACUGUAGGCAUGUCGUUAAUGCCUACGUAUCAGUUCAUUUUGGACAGUGCUUUGGAAAAUGGAUACACUGAUGAUAUAGCUACACAUUCAGUGAUAGCUGGUUUGUGGUCAUCUGUCUAUUCGCUAGGUGAAGUCCUUGGUCCAGUUCUCGGAGGAUCUCUUAUGCAACAUUACGAUUUUUCCAAUACCUGUGCUACAUUUGCAGCACUGAAUUUGAUCGUAGGAGCAUUAACAACACUAUUUCUUAUGAACAGAAAACAGCUAUCAUUUAAAGGAAAUAUUUUAAGUGUUUUUACAAAACCUGAGAUUUAUCAAAACGGUACUGCGGAUAUUAUUAUUGAAAAAGAGCAGAAGAGGACAGAGAAUAUUAAAACAAAAUAAUGAAAAAAUUAUUAAAUGAUACCCUAGUGCGAGUUUGUUUUAGUAUUUAUUUGUAAAUUGGUAUUUAUUAAAUGGCAGGAGAAAAUAUAAAAAAAUUCUAAUAUUAGGAUUUUUUGACGUUUGUUUUCAAACCAAAGUGAAAUUUUCCUGAUUUUUAAAAAUGUAUUACGAUCAUUUUGUUUGUCCUUAGAUUUAUCUAAACAAUGAAUUGUUAAUACUGUCCUUUAUUGCUUUACAUUUUAUUCCCGGAAUAAACCAUGUUAAGUAUAUAAGUACAAUAUUUUUUCAACAUCACAUGAAAAUAAAAAAAAAUAUCGAGAGAGCCAGUCUAUGAAAAUAUAUAUUUCUAAUUACUGUGAAUACAUUAUGAUACUACUACCUGAUUAAUAAUAAGAUAAAAAACUAUUUUGUUUUCUUUACAAAUUGAAAUUUCUACUUGCACGUCUAUCAGUCGAAAUAAUAGUUUCUGGUUUUAAAGUCAGUUAUUUGGCUGAGAUAAAAGUGAAAACUUAGAUUCAAAUCUUUGCUGGGAUCUCACUAAUUAAUAUACGUAUCUUGUGGAUUUAGCUUUUAGUUAUACUAAAUUGCUAUACUCAUCAGAUCAUGCUAGAGAUAAAGUAAACAUUCAAAGGUCCCGUUGAAAGUCACUGUAGUGGCUAAAAUAACUCCAUCAGUGUAUAACGCUGUAUAGAUAGUGAAAUAUUGAACUUUUCAUACUCGAUACGAGGCUCUCCACAAUUUAUAACAAUUUUUUCAGUUGCUACUGUUCAAUAAAAAAUGUAAAAUCUCCUUUAUCAAACGUGUGAUAUACAAUUGAAAGAUAAUUAACAAGUAAUCAAUUUUAUUGACAAUCUGUCAAAACUAUUUUAUUCUAAAACCAGCACAUUGAAGAAUUUGCCAUUUGUAUAACUAUAAAUAUUCACUGGUUUUUCUUAUUUGAAGCCGCGUUUUAUUCUUCAUCUAAAAAUAUUUAACGCUGACACUAAACCUACCAAGAAUCCAUACCAAGGUACGUAAUAUAUAAGUUUCAUUUUAGUUAUCUUCUUUCAUUACCCCGAAGAUAGAUCCAAUAUUCAUUAUUUGUCAUUGAAAUCAUUAGAAUACAAACCCUCUCCUCUAACGCUCAUUAUCAAUAAAUAUCUCACACAUUAUUUGUGAAUUUUUUUUCUUAAUGAUUUCUGAAAAUAUUUUAAAAAAUAUAUUCUCAGUUGUACUAACUUUCAAAAAUAAGUCAUCAAACUCAUAGAUCCUAAAAAUGGAUUUUCAUGUAUUAUAUGGAUAUUAAAAAAAAUUUAUUCAUAUAGUAAAUUAUCAUUUACAACAUUUUCGAAUAUUAAAAGAGCACCUUCAAUGUUUUGUAUAUAUAGGUUAAUGCUGAAUAGUUUCUUUUCUAUCCACAGGGAAAAAUAUACUUAUCAGUGAAUUAAGAAGCAAUACGAGUAAUAUUAAUAAACCAUGUUUUGAUAUUUCUCAGUUAACGUGUAAAUAUUAGUUGUAAUAUAUACCACAGCAUAAAAAUUUGCAAUUGUUUUAUUUGCUAAAAUCACUUUAAUCUCAACGUUCUACAAAUAAAUGAAGAUACUUACUGUCGAUAGAAGAUGGAAUAGUACACUGGAAUAUAGAAUUAAUUUUU